CAACCUCGACCGAUCUGAUCAAAGCUGCAAAACCACAUCCACCGAUACAACAAGCUCGUAGGUGACAACGAAACCGUCGGCCAUGAGAACCUGCACCCUCCUCCUCAUUGUUGUUGCUGUCGUAGCCGUGGUCUUCCCCGUUGCCACGUCUGCCGCGGGAAACUGGUCUCCGAUCGAAGACAUCAACAGCCCGCACAUCCAGGAGCUAGGCGAGUGGGCGGUGGCCGAACACCUGAAACAGGCCAACGACGGGAUCAAGUUCAGCAAGGUGACGGGCGGCGACUACCGGGAAGAAGCCGGCGUGAGGUAUCGCCUCAUCAUCGACGCGCUCAACCGCGACGGCAAGCACGGCAGGUACGGCAGGUACGGGUCUCAUCUUCUUCAGCCCGGCCAACUAGGCGGCGAGACCAACCAGCUAGCGGGAUAAUUGCUCAGUUUUGAUCGAUCGUUCUUGAUGUAAUAAGCUAAUAGUAGUUCUGACUUCUGAGACAGCAGAUAUAUCGUUUCAAGCGAUAUAUGGAAACGGAAAUUUUGGGAA
Molecule: messenger RNA, 538 nt
Organism: Aegilops tauschii subsp. strangulata
Lineage: Eukaryota; Viridiplantae; Streptophyta; Magnoliopsida; Poales; Poaceae
Product: putative cysteine proteinase inhibitor 7
Molecular function (GO): cysteine-type endopeptidase inhibitor activity
Source: RefSeq, a predicted model, not a curated record